Molecule: messenger RNA, 1677 nt
Organism: Platichthys flesus (European flounder)
Lineage: Eukaryota; Metazoa; Chordata; Actinopteri; Pleuronectiformes; Pleuronectidae
Product: nuclear factor 1 X-type
Biological process (GO): regulation of transcription by RNA polymerase II
Cellular component (GO): nucleus
Molecular function (GO): RNA polymerase II cis-regulatory region sequence-specific DNA binding; DNA-binding transcription factor activity, RNA polymerase II-specific
Source: RefSeq, a predicted model, not a curated record
CUUCUUUUUAUUUUUUGUGAAGUCCUGUGCGCCGCAGAGAGGAGCGCGGUGGAAGCGCCUGAGAGGAGAAGGGGAGGGAGACAAAGUUUUUUCCCUGAAAGUUUGUGCAAGCUUUCACUUUCUAGGCGGGGUUACAGCGCGCUGCAGCAGCAUGGACUAGAGAGAACCAGGACGAGGAGCGCGUGCGAUGCAGCACGAUACCGAGCGUCCCUCCGACCUGAACCCGCUCUGAGUCAACAUGUACUCCCCGUACUGCCUGACGCAGUAUUACCCUACUCAUCUUCUAAACAAUGCCUUAGUGGAUGAAUUUCAUCCCUUCAUCGAGGCCCUCCUCCCCCAUGUCCGUGCCUUCUCCUACACCUGGUUCAACCUGCAGGCCCGCAAGCGCAAGUACUUCAAGAAGCACGAGAAGAGGAUGACCAAGGACGAGGAGCGCGCGGUGAAGGACGAGCUGCUGGGGGAGAAGCCAGAGAUCAAGCAGAAGUGGGCCUCGCGCCUGCUGGCCAAGCUGCGCAAGGACAUCCGGCCCGAGUUCCGCGAGGACUUUGUGCUCACCAUCACGGGCAAGAAGCCUCCCUGCUGCGUGCUGUCCAACCCCGACCAGAAGGGCAAGAUCCGCCGCAUCGACUGCCUCCGCCAGGCCGACAAGGUGUGGCGGCUGGACCUGGUGAUGGUCAUCCUGUUCAAGGGCAGCCCCCUGGAGAGCACGGACGGGGAGCGGCUGGUCAAGUCGCCCCAGUGCUCCAACCACGGCCUGUGUGUCCAGCCGCACCACAUCGGUCACCAGGUAAGACACGUGUGUACUGAUGUGUGUUUACUGAUCUGUAGCUCCUCCCCUUUUAUUUAGAUCUAAACCCAAAGCAUCGAGGUUAUUCUGAAGAAUGAGACCCAAACCAUUUUUCCUCUGAGGCAGAUUCACACAUUUAAAACAAAACACGUGAAAGCUUAAAAAUCGAUUCCAUUGAAGAGAGGAAGCAGUGUGCGCUGUUUGUGUAGGCUGUCGGUGGAUGUUGUGUUGUUUUUAUGUUGCGUAUCCAAUCCCCACGCAGCACAGAGUUUGCGACCCGUUGCAGACCAACAAUAAAGUUUGAGCCCCUGGUGGCCAGAGCUCCACAUGGGACCAUUUAAUCACAGUUUAUUUUUCUUUACAUGAAUUUUUCUCCAAAAACCAAAACCCAGUUUGUUGCCGCUCGUGCACGUGUGCAUUUUGUAAAUAUACAUUUAUUUGGAAAUAUUUAAAACACGUGCAGACGCCGAGCUGCUGCUGUCGGCUCGAGUCCUGAAUUAGAUCUCAUCAAGUUCGGAAAAAAUGAAGAAAAAAGUUGUAAAUGUUUUUUUUUUAAUCACAUGAGUAAACUUUUCAAAUAGAGCAGUUGGAACGAAGCCGCUCUAUUGUCCUGUGAUCUGUGAGAAUGGAGAGAAGGCAGAGGAGUGUUUGAAGCUCCCACUCCUCCUCUCCUUCUGUCAAGUCUCGACUGCAACACCUUCAUUUGUUUCCAGACCACAGUUUUGUCACCCUCUCCACCCCCCCACCCCCUCAAUCAUCCGUCUCUCCGCCUCCUCCUCUUCAUCCUCCACCUUUCCCCUCUUCCCACAUUAGAAAAAUCCACUUUUCUUUCCCGACGUCCCAUUACUCCGGCUCCUCCUCCGUAACUUUGGGCUUAUCUCACCCCAUCU